AUUUUUGGUGGUAAAGACGAAUACAGAUUCACAAUACACCAGGACAAUUUUUAUUUAAAUAUCUGCUUUAUCGUGGAGCAUAAGCUGAAACUCAUAGACUUGAAGAUGGCCAGCAGUAUAAAACAAUCACCAUAUAACCUGGAGCGACAAUAUUCGGAAGAUUUUAGUUUAGAAUCAUUUCCAUCAUCUCCAUCUAUAUCCGAAAUUGUUUUAAGAAUCAUCGCUAAGACUAGAAUGAACAACGGUCACUGUUACUUGGGGCUAAAUGAGGAGACUGGGAAGAUUUACAGGCCUAUAACAACAACACAGCCCGGAACUUGCUGUUGGCAUUCAAGCCGAAGUUUCAGUUUACAAAAAUCAUACCUUUUUCGUGUAACUUUCCAUCCCGAUCACCCUAUUGGGUACUCCUUCACUCCGCUUCCUCACAGAUUUGAAGACAUGGUUGUUGAGUCAUUUGUUUCCGAGGAGGAUACCGGGCAAUUUGAUCCACGAUGUCUAUCGAAUGAAGCAAAGCGGGAUGUCGAUGAAAUAUUUUACGGAAUUGAGGAAAAAAGAUAUCUGAAGGAAAAUACAGACUCCCGUUCAACGGGAAUACUGAAAUGUAGUUCCGAAAAUGUUUCCAUAUAUGAUAACAAUUGGCAAAAGAGAAAAUGCAGCAUUAAGAUGGAUUCCGGAAGUUACGAAUUUCCCGUGACAGGGAUUGACAUGGAGAAGAUUCCGGACGAAAGCAAAGAUCUUAUUGUAGUCCUUGGGCUAGCUCGCCCCUACGACAAAGAUGGCGAAUACGAUCCUGCUCGAUGUUACAUUUUGGUCGUUGGUUUAUUCAUUCUGUAAUAACACAC
Molecule: messenger RNA, 842 nt
Organism: Mytilus trossulus (common blue mussel)
Lineage: Eukaryota; Metazoa; Mollusca; Bivalvia; Mytilida; Mytilidae
Exons: 2
Coding region: 106-834 (242 amino acids)
Source: RefSeq, a predicted model, not a curated record